CAUCGAUCGGCUUGCUCUACCAUCUAAGCUACAUCCCCCUCAGUAGUCUUUAGAUUUUCCUCACAAUAAAACAAAUCAAUACGAAAAAUACGAUUGAGCGUGUGUUAGUGCAACAAACAUAUAUAUUAAGAAAUUACACGUCGUUGGGAUCAGGAAGAAACGAAUGAAUCUGUAAUUCUGUUACUCCAAAAGUAAAAUGGGUGCUUUGGCGAAGCUUGUGGACGCCACACUGUUCGUCUUCUUCGUCGUGAUCGCGGUGGCAGCACCGUUAAUCGACGCGCAGAUAUGUCUGCCGGAGAGCCUCUUCCCGGACGCAUUGACUGAUCUCAAGAACUGGUACGCGCGCAGCUAUGGCGAUUAUCUGAUGACCCAGAAGCCUUAUUUCGUCGUUGGGAUCAUUUGGCUCGAGCUGCUCUUUCAAUGGCCUCUCGCGCUUGCCAACUUGUACGGAAUAUUGGCCGCCAAGUCUUGGUUCCACACCACCUGCUUGAUCUAUGGCGUUUCGGUCCUCACUUCCAUGGUUACUAUAUUAUCAGAACUGCUUCAGUCUGGCAAGGCUUCAGGUGACCUCCUAUAUAUGUACUUCCCUUUUCUAGGCUUAGGCAUUUUGGCCACAGUACGAGGGCUGCUGCCGCCAUCCAACACAACUACUUCGAGGAUUGGCAAGAGACCUACAUUGGGUAGGAAAAAGAAGGCUUGACGUACAACUGAACUUGCAGACACAUUUUGCAAUUUAUCAUUAUUUUGAUAGUUCAUAUAUGUCAAUUAUGUGUCCAUGUUCUCAAUUUAUCAAUAAACUCUUGUUAUGAAUGAUUGAAAGUUGUUGCUAAUUGGAUUUAUCAAUAAACUCUUGGUAACA
Malus domestica (apple) is the source of this 859-nucleotide messenger RNA. RefSeq lists its product as uncharacterized. Lineage: Eukaryota; Viridiplantae; Streptophyta; Magnoliopsida; Rosales; Rosaceae. Gene Ontology annotation, cellular component: endoplasmic reticulum. The record is from RefSeq and is a predicted model, not a curated record.